AUGCGUACAAAAGGAAGAAAACACAGAAAAUAUUUUAAUCCUAUAGAAGCUAGCAGUUUUGAGUAGAUUGGAUUUCGAAAAUAAAUUUUCAGUAAUCUCAUCCAAAAUUUUUCUAAAAAAUUAGGCCAAUAACGCGGUUAAAAUUAACAGGAGAGCUUGAGAUUUUUUGCUAUAUUCUAUAUUCAUAUAUAUUUUGAAUUUUAAAGAAAAGCACCUACAAUAGGGGGAUUCCGCAUUCCAAGUUAUUCCACUCCAAAAUUUUAUGUCCGGUUAAGAAAAGAACUUGAUCGAAUGCGAAUAUUUGCGUCAAUUCUUCGCUUUUCGUCUCGUUGUCAACGUUUGAGAGAGUUGGAAUUCUUGACAAGGAGAAGGCACCAUCAACUCAGAAUUAUUUAGUUUCCAAAUUUUAUAGUAGUCUUUCCCAAUUUUUCAGAUUCGUAUUGACUGUAUACAAAAAGCGUCUCCUCCUUUCUCCCUCCUUAUAAUCUUUCCUGAUGGCCACCUUGCCUAAUGGUACAUAUAAGGACAUUCGUUGAGUGGCUGGUCAAAUUUAAAAAAAAAAGGAAAACAAAUUAAUAAACGACUUCGUUCUUGGAUGAUAGACAUAGACGUGUUAAAAACAGUUACAUUUGUUUAUAUCAUAUUUUAGAACCAAUAUUUGUUGCGGUCGUUGUAAAAUUACAUAAACGCCAAAAUUGGUCGUCUGACGAAAACUUCGUUUGUAAUAAGUGACCUUAAAGACGACGACAAAAUGGGAUUUGGUUCGCGUAUGGAUUGCUGUAGGCAGUUCGUCAAGUACAGUUUGAUCGUUUCAAAUUUUAUAAUCUUUGUCGGUGGCGCAACGCUAUUCUGCCUAAGUUUAUGGACCCUAGUGGAUCGUAAUUUUAUGAAUGAUUUGUUGGAUACAAAUUUAUUUUCGGGAGCAGUUUACGUUUUGUUAGUAACCUCGUUGACUAUAUGUGUAUUAUCGUUCGUGGGAUGUGUAGGUGCGAGCAAAGAAGUUAAAUGUUUGUUGCUAACCUAUUUUAUUAUAGUAGUGUUGAUUUUUGUUACUAUGUUUAUCGGUGGUAUAUUGGGUUUCGUUUUUAGAGAGCGAGUACAACAGACUAUGAGACAGAAAUUGCGAUCAUCUAUGAGCUUGUAUGGUAGCCGUCGUGAUAUAACUGAAUCUUGGGAUCAAACGCAAGAACGACUUCAAUGCUGUGGCGUUGAUUCCUGGCAUGAUUGGAAUCGUCUCAUACCGGAAUCGUGUUGUCAGGAGAUAUUUGGUGGCCAACGUAAAGAAUGCACCUUAUUACCAGGUGUUACAAAUUUAUAUAGUCAAGGUUGCUUAUAUGUAACUACUAGCUUUAUGAGAGAUCAUGCCGCCGUCAUUGGAGGCACAGCCAUAGCGGUGGCCAUAAUUAUGAUAUUUGGAAUGAUAUUUUCUUGUCUGUUAUUCACUAUGAUCGAAUGAUGUUUUUCUUCGUUUAUUUAAAUCAGAAUAUCUUUCAAUGGAUUUUCCAUGCGGAAGCCUUUAAUUGCUAAGCACUUAUGUUCAACGUUAAUUUCGCUAAUAUUUAUUGUUAAGACUUAACUUUAUGUACUUACGUUUACUUUAAUUUACUUAAAGCACAAAUUGUCAUCUCUUCUGCUUGGCAUUAUUAUUAAUCAUUUUAGUAUUGUGAAGUAUUGGUUUCGCAUUCCAAACGUAAUUACUGUAUAAGUAGCCGAAAUUUAUUAGUUUAUGUUCAUACGAUUUAUAUCACUUCACAUUAUUUCUCUUAUUUAAAUA
Molecule: messenger RNA, 1774 nt
Organism: Glossina fuscipes
Lineage: Eukaryota; Metazoa; Arthropoda; Insecta; Diptera; Glossinidae
Product: CD151 antigen
Exons: 6
Coding region: 752-1456 (234 amino acids)
Cellular component (GO): membrane
Source: RefSeq, a predicted model, not a curated record